Molecule: messenger RNA, 4154 nt
Organism: Chrysoperla carnea
Lineage: Eukaryota; Metazoa; Arthropoda; Insecta; Neuroptera; Chrysopidae
Gene: dtn
Product: transmembrane protein 132E
Exons: 10
Coding region: 1-3870 (1289 amino acids)
Source: RefSeq, a predicted model, not a curated record
AUGGAGAAAAGUCAAACAUCAAAAGCAGUUGAAGUACAUUUUGAAAACAAAGAUGGCGGGUUCUUCUUAAAGCAUGUACCCAGACAACAUUAUCAGUCUUCUGCAGAUCUAUCGGGUACAUCAUUGCCACCAAAUGUUGGGUCUUCUUCAGAGACAAUUCUAUCGGUGGAUAGAUUUACAGUCUUUCAAAAUUCCCAACCAAUAUCGGUGCGUGCCACAUAUGGUCCCUUUUCAACAAAACAGACAGUACCAGCUAGAUAUAUUGUUCCUGAUCCGUUAGAUCCAGUUUCCAUAACAGAGAAGCAAGCGAAAUCAAAUGGAAGUUCGUCAUUGGUUGUUGAUAUGCAAGAACUUAGUGCAGCUGCAACGCAUCACUUAGAUAUGUCAGCGCAUAUUGUACGUCAUGAAAUUCCACGUGACUCUCCUGUGUUACGUGUACUAUUUCAUACAGGAUCGGACCCUGGCGGGCGUAGACAAUUCUUACUGUCGAGGCAUCAACGUGUGUGUAUUGUUUUGCAUGCCACUCUCCCUGGUCGAAUUCCAUUAACAUCCGCAUGCAGUCCUGAUGGAGAGGAUGGAGUUUGCCUUGCACAAAUUGCAAUUCCUUCUAAAUGGUGGCCACCACUUCCACCACCUGACUCACAAAUUCGACCAAUGAAAACUCCACCACGUUUAGUACACUUAGCGUAUUCUGUGCUGGAACCAAAACAAGGAUGUGUUCCUCGUGUACAAAUACAGCCAGUCACACCAAUCGGUACAGUUUCUUUAGUACCCGCAAGAUCAUCUUACAAAGAGCUACGUGCAGAUGAGUACUUAACAAUGCUAGUACCUCAUACACCAUUGUAUCCAUUAUCCAGAAUACAUAUUCCUGUAUUCCUUCAAGAAAGUUUAGACAUUCCUAUUACAAUGUUUAUUGUACGAGCAAGAGUAAAAAGUGGAUUGCGAAUAUUGGGCGCAGAACCCAGUAACCCACAUUGGAAUAUUACAACAGAACUGAACCCAAAACGAACGGGGGCUACUGUCACAGCAGUUUACCGAGAUAAUUUGCAAAAAAGUGGACAAAACCAUAAAAGUAAUUCAGUACCAAAUGUAAAUGAAAUUUUUACAUGGUUACUAGAAGUAGCUGAAGAUAGUGCUGAAUUAUGGGAUGGAGCACGGAUUGUUUGGACAGUUCGUUAUUUGGGUGCUAUAGAUAUUGGCACAUCCCAGAAAACAAAUUAUUCGCAUAACAAUCCACCUGUAGCAUUUCAACAGCCAAUUACAAGUGCUGGCAUAACAAUGGUUGGUGACGAUCAUGUGACAUACGCGCCACAUGUUCAAGAUUUGUUCACUGGACAACAAGAAGGCCGUAAAAAGCUAACUGCUAGAUUAGAAGUGCAAAAAGAUGAUAUCCAGGCAGUUUUACCCAUAAGCAAAAAUUGGGAAGUCAUGAAUACAGCAGUAUUAACUGGUCGUCAAGUCUCACAAACAAUGAAAGUGUUUAUUGUAUCCCAAGCGGGGAAAGCUGCAGAUGUUACUUUACAAUCUUCAUGCCAUUCUGAGGAUGAAAGUGUUUUAAAGGUAUCCUCAUCUUGUAGUUCAGUAUAUGUAGACGGAACAGAAGCACGAGGAUCUGUAAAUGGGUCGGUUCUAGUAAAAUAUGGUACAUACACGGGGUUGGCACAAUUUACAGUAUGGAUGCCAGAAUUUCCGUUAGAGAUAACAGUGCCAGAUGUGAGAUUAUCACAAAUAAAAUCGUGGAAAGUAAUGUCAAAUUUUAUUAACCCAGCAAAAUCAAAUCGACCGGAACGUUCUUAUAACUGGCCAAAUAAUGAUAAUGGUGGAAUGUUUACGGACGAAAUGAAUGGAAUUGGAACAGACCAACCAGUAUGUCGAUUACGAUAUCAGCAAACACCAGUUGAUGUAUAUGGUCGUUUCUUAGCUACAGAUCAUGAUUCAGGACGUAUUAGUUAUUUUAUAUCCCGGCGUAGUUGGCUACGUGUUACUGAUUUAGUAACAUCAUUGUUACGUGUUAGUGAUCCCAGAAUUGCUACUCUAUCUGGUCGUAUUUUACAAGGUCAUACAAUGGGACGAUCUGAAGUGCAAGUGUUAUCUCCAAUUACUGGACGAGUGAUUGGUGCAAAAGAAAUCCGUGUAGUGAAUGAUAAAGUUAGUAUAACAAAAUUAUCAGUGAGCGUGAUUUCUGGAUUACAAUUAAACAUAUCACCGGAUAGUACAAUUGAAAAUGGGUAUAUUGCAGAAACAAGUGUAACGAAACGCUUAACAGCACAAUAUCAGGAGGGCUUAUUAGAUAUUGAACUAGAUUUUUCGGAUGGAUCCAAAAUACCAUUAAGAGAUGUUAAUGACGCUGAUUAUCAUUUAGUUGUAGAGAGCUUAAAUUCUGAUGUUGUAGCAUUUGCACCGAUGGUUGCUUCACAUCAUCCUCGCGUCAUAGCUAUCGGCGAAGGAAGUGGCGAUUUAUUAAAAGUCACAUUACUUUUAAAUGACGAAUGUCGUCUGCAAUCGAGAGGAAAACCAGCUGGGAAAUCAAAUGGUAUUCUGGCGUUUACUUCAACGUCUGUAGAUGUUGAUUUUACCGCGGCCGAAAUUCCACACAGACCUGAUUUUGUGCAGAAUGAUGGUGGAAUGCCAAUAAAAGAUGAACAUCAUGAACCACCUAAAUUCCAAGCUAGACAACAUCAUUCUAUUGCGUUAGGCCCACACGGGCGAGGAGUACCCAGGCAUGCUGAAUAUCCUGUAAAUAUGACACCUUUAGAAAUUGGAAUGUACGUUCUAUUAGCUGCAUUCUGUUUUGCUAUUGUGGUUUUCGUAGUAUCUUGUAUUGUUUAUGCUUCCAAAUUUAAGCCACAAAAUUUAGAAGGAGGAGUGAUAUUAAAUGGAUCUUCAUACAAUACAUCAAACAAUUCUUCAAUGGGUAUAAUGCGGGAAACUAGAAAAACACGUCCAACCACAUUAAACGCUCACGAUUGGGUUUGGUUAGGAAGAGCCACGAUUGGCUCAAAUGGACAAUCAUAUACUAACUCUCGAUGCUAUAAUAAUAAUAACAAUAAUAAUAAUGUGGGUCCAGAUACUGAAGAAAAUAAUGUAGUUCGAAUUACCGCAAACCCAAUGAGUAUGAAUUACUCGGAUCCGGAUGAUUUAAUAACAAAUUCAAAUAUUGAGCUGAUGCCCACACGUAGUGCCCAACCAACAAUUGAUUCGUCGACAUAUUCAAAGCGAAACUCAAACUCACAUAAAAAUUAUCACCUGGAAAACAACGAAAUUGCUAGUCGUGUUUCAAAACAAGAUAUUCCACCUGCAGUGCCUGCACACGGUAUUAAAAUAACAGAUGAUAAAUAUAAACCACCAGUUCCACCUCAUAGAAAUAUUGGAGUAACAGCGCAAAUAGCAUCAAAUAAAUCGCCAGAACCAGAUAUUAAAAAGCACCAUAAACAUUAUCGAAAAAAUAAUAUACCAAAUAAUUUAACAGCAGAUUUAGGCGCAUGUUUAGUGCCUGAUAUACCAAAAAAUGCAUUCACAUUUGAUGAUGCGUUACCAUCAACUGCAACAGGUGUAUUUCAGCAAGAAAUAUUACAACUAGCUGAAAAAAAUAAAUUAAAAACAGAUUUAGAUGAAGAUAAAACUGAAUCUACACGAUUUGUAGAAUUUCCUAAAGAUGCUGCGGGAAAUUCUAGUCUUUCAGUGCGUGGAAAUAGUCCAGAAGUAAAAACAGCAACAAUUGUAGGAAAUCCUAUGUUCGGCUCAAAAGAAUUAGAGCCAAAGAGUACAUCAGCAACAGCAAACACAGCCGAAUUGGAAGAAUUACAGUUAGAUAUGGAUUAUGAUCAAAUUUUGAAUUAUUUUAAUAAUUUAAAGGAAUCAAAUGCCUGAGUAGAUGAGAUCAUUGCAAAGAUUCGAGCCAUAUUACAGACGUUCGAUGCACAAUAUCGUACAACGGCGAUGUCACCAAGAAGUCCACGGAUUAUUACUGAAAGUUUUGAGUAUGCGUUUGAUACUUUCAGCGAAUCAUAUACAUCAUAGCUUUAAGGACUCUCCAAAUUUCAUACAUUACAUUUGUUUUUUCAUUCAUAUUAUCCUCUCCCAAAAAGUGGUUGUGUGAGUGAGAAAUACUUAUCUUGUCAACAAACAAAUAUCAUCAUAUAAUGCAUGAAAAU